Molecule: messenger RNA, 1817 nt
Organism: Gallus gallus (chicken)
Lineage: Eukaryota; Metazoa; Chordata; Aves; Galliformes; Phasianidae
Gene: ZCCHC9
Product: zinc finger CCHC-type containing 9
Exons: 5
Coding region: 63-770 (235 amino acids)
Molecular function (GO): nucleic acid binding; zinc ion binding
Source: RefSeq, a predicted model, not a curated record
GACAGGGACGGAGUUCAGCUUCCGGCGGGAGGUGUGCGGGUGCCAGCGGCUGGGCUGCCGCUAUGACCAGGUGGGCUCGGAAGGUCGCCGCUGCGGGCGGCAAGGCGCUGAAGUCCACCCCCUGGGAGGAGAUGACGGCGGGGCCCGCGGAGAGCGGGCCGGAGAGGAAGGGUAAAAGGAAAAAAGCGUACCAAAACGAAGACGUUAAUGGGUUUGCGGCGUACCUGAAGCAGGCGGGGAACGGCCGGGGGGAGGAGGAGGAAGCGACGGUGGCCCUGAAGAAGGACCGUCGGCGGGAGAACAGGAGGCUGAGGAGGCAGGAGGCGAGGAAAAACGCCAUGGUGUGUUUCCACUGCAGGGAACCUGGCCAUGGUGUUGCUGAUUGUCCAGCUGUACUGGAAAGUCAAGAUAUGGGUACAGGAAUCUGUUACCGGUGUGGAUCCACAGAGCAUGACAUUGGCAAAUGCAAGGCAAAGAUCGACCCAGCUGUUGGUGCAUUUCCAUAUGCAAAAUGCUUCAUCUGUGGUGAGAUGGGACAUCUAUCAAGGUCAUGUCCUGACAAUCCCAAAGGAUUGUAUGCCGAAGGUGGCUGCUGCAGACUUUGUGGCUCUGUGGAGCACUACAGAAAAGACUGUCCGGAAAACCAGAACUUAGACCAGGUUACAGUUGGGCGAUGGGCCACUGGAAUGAGUGCCGAUGAUGAAGAAACUACAGAAACACCAAAGCUACCAAAACCCAAAGUGAAAGUACUUAAAGUUAUUAAUUUUUAAAAGCCUCCUUUGGGUGCUGAACUGCAGUGGUUGUGCACUACUCCUUCACUUCAGUGUAGUGACUGGAUAGAGUGGAUUGCUGCUUCCCGAAAACCAAGCACUGCUGCUGCUGGGUCCGUAUCCCUGCUUUUUUCAGUUCACUUCACAGACUCAUCCAGCGUAGUGAAAAUCUGGGAACAACAGAAAUGCAUCAAGAAGGUGUUUUAUUUAUUUUUAUAUAUUUCUUGCAGGAAAGCUUUCCUUCUGCUAGUUCUCUAAGAGAGAAAUUGGUUUCCUCUGCUAACAUGCAGCAUGGUUGCAGUAAAGGCACAGGGGGAUAUGCAUUUUGUCAAAGGGCUUUAUGACCACUGGAUUUAGGUGGUCAGUAGCAUUACCUUAAGGUGUAGCUGUAUUGGAGAUGAAUACAAUUAUGCUGAUCUUAAGUCUUCCUGCAUUUCUCCGAAGGGGAUUGCGGACAUUUCCUAAAUACUAAUUGGAGUCUAGAUUGGUUUGGUUUCUUAAAACAAUUCUGUGCUGUGUAUGUGCACACUUGAGCUGUCUGAUAGCUAAGUUAUCAGGUAAUGCUACAGCCUACGUGACUCGUGCCUUCUGUCUGGAGAGCUUGGGGGUACAGUUCCUGCUAUACAUGAUGGAUCUAACAGAGUGUACAUGCAAUAAUCUGAUAAGAUCAUGCAUGUUUGAUUACCUGAGUACUUCACUAAUAAGCCAAAUCAUGCUCUUCCUCUGAUAUGAGGAUGAUGAGUUACGAAACUCACCUGAAAAAUACAAUAUCCCAAGUUGGAUGGAAGCCAUCAGAAUCAUGUGUUCAACCCCUGGCUCCAGACAGGACCUCCCAGAAUCCAAACCCCAUGUCUGAGAGCAUCGUCCAAAUGCUCCUAGAGCUCCCACAGCUUGGGGCUGUGCCCCCUGCUCUGGGGAGCCUGUGCCAGUAGAUGAAGAGCAAGGGAGCUUGCGUGGUUUACUUUUAAGUGAAGCACUCAAAAAUCUUGAUCUUCAGUACUUCUGUCCCUUGGGGUAUUGGAAAUAAACUUUCCUUUCUGUUACUUA